This is a messenger RNA of Amphibalanus amphitrite, 963 nucleotides long. RefSeq lists its product as uncharacterized. Gene Ontology annotation, cellular component: extracellular region. Gene Ontology annotation, biological process: regulation of Toll signaling pathway; innate immune response; central nervous system formation. The record is from RefSeq and is a predicted model, not a curated record. The coding region runs from base 1 to 921 and encodes 306 amino acids. The transcript is spliced from 3 exons. Lineage: Eukaryota; Metazoa; Arthropoda; Thecostraca; Balanomorpha; Balanidae. Gene Ontology annotation, molecular function: growth factor activity; Toll binding.
AUGGUCAACAGAGCAGUGCUGCUGCUGGCUGUGCUGCUAUCGGCCGCUGCGGCACAGCGGUAUACCCCACCGGAAGUAGCUUCAGCGGCUGCAGAGGAGGCCCCAGCUGCCGACACGCUGCCAGCAGCUGCUGACGAAGCCGCAGAAGUGGUUGUAGAACCAGCUGAACCGGCAGGAGAGGAUGCGGAGGGAGUAACGACAGAAGAGGAAGAGAUAGAAGUUGAGAUGAUAGCUGAUGAGCCCACCGAUGAGUCUACAGAAAUGUCAGCAUCAAAGUCUGAGGCUGAGUCAGACUCAGACUCAGACUCAGACUCAGAGUCCAGCGCCGCAGCUGAGUCGCCUUCUGAAUCCCCGGAAGCGACUGGAUCCUCAUCCGAUCCUACUAGUCCUCCUACCUACCCCGUUCCUUCGUCCAGCGGCAUUCCAGCAUGUUCAUCGAACACCACCAAACCCUGGUGUCUAGAAGACUCUGACUAUCCUGCUGAGAUGAUCCGUCUCGCUAUUGCCUACCACCACUAUGCAGUGUUAUCGCUCUAUCAAGACGUAGUGGCUGAUACUGAGAAUUCAGUGGACAGGUUAACGAAACUGGAGGAGGAAAGCUACGUCUGCAGCAGCGCAGUUAGUUACGUACAACCACUUAGAGCGGUGAAUACGGAUGGAGAUUGGAGGACGAUCGUCAAUGGAAUUAAGGUACACUACGACACCUUCACCCAAACCGUGCGUCUCGAGGAGUGUCAAUCACCCGGGGAACCCUGCCCAUUGGUUCCCGCGUGCUACGAGUCCGCCUGUCUGCAAAAAUCCACCGUUCAGCGUAUGUUGGUGUACGAUCCCAGCGAUUAUUAUCAGCCGUUCGCGAUGGACACCUUCCGACUGCCUUCUGCUUGCGCAUGCGCACUGGGUGCGUACGAGAUCAGCCAUUAGGCGGGCGGUUUGAAAUGCGAGGUGAUGUAUCGGACAAUGCAU